Molecule: messenger RNA, 1191 nt
Organism: Amorphotheca resinae ATCC 22711
Lineage: Eukaryota; Fungi; Ascomycota; Leotiomycetes; Helotiales; Amorphothecaceae
Exons: 2
Coding region: 1-1191 (396 amino acids)
Cellular component (GO): actin cortical patch
Molecular function (GO): phosphatidate phosphatase activity
Source: RefSeq, a predicted model, not a curated record
AUGGAAACCAGAACACGAGAAAAGGGGAAUUUCCUCGAUAUCGAAGCCAAGCUCCCGGAUAUUAAAUUGAACAUAGCUCCCGACCAUCGUUCAUCCAAGGUUACAGAUCUCCUUUCCUACUUGGGAAGCCACAAUCCCCUACCUAAGGAGGUUACUGGGGACGACACAGUAUGGCUACUUGAUAACACCGCGUACAGAUCUGGUAGUACGGACCAGUGGCAGGCCGAGUUCAUUGCGGCUGUCUUUGACCAGAAUAGUGGCGUUGAAGUCAGCAAGGUGGUAGCUGAUAUAGCUGAGAAGGUUGGUAUCGGCAAAGGUGAUGCUGCAGAAGCUACAAUCCAAGAGAGGUUGAUCCCUUUCGUGCAAGCCAUCUUGCCGGGACGUAAAGUCAAGGUCAAUUUUGCGCAGAAGGAAGAGAUUGAUCUCGGUCCGGGUGGCAGAAAUGCUAUCUCGAGUGAUACCAGAGUACUCCCACAAUACCGUGAUGGGGAUAUUGUGUCCAGUGUCGCCCAGGUACCUUCCGGGACAAAUGGAGAGUUGAACAUGCAGACUGUAUACUCUGAGCCUUAUGGCUGGGGGGUCAUAUCCGACAUUGAUGAUUCAAUCAAAAUCACCCAGACCAGCGAUCCUAUUGGGAUCCUGCGUUCGACAUUUGUAUCACCACCUACGCCCAUUACGGGGAUGCCUGAGCUCUACGCCUACAUCCAGAAAGUCAUAACUCCAUCCGCACCAUUCUUCUACCUCUCCGCCUCCCCUUAUAACCUGUACCCCUUCUUACGGCGCUUCCUGAAGCAGUUCUACCCCCAUGGCACGGUGAUUCUACGGGAUGCAAGCUGGAUGAAUCUCUCUGGCCUCUUGUCGAAUCUCACUCUCGGGACCCAGGCGUACAAAGUCGAUCGGAUGAAUAAAAUAAACUCCUGGCUACCGCAUCGCAAGAUGAUCUGCGUUGGCGACUCAACCCAGUCGGACCCGGAGGCAUACGGCGAGAUCUAUCGGAAAUACCCAGGCUGGGUACGGUUGAUCUUCAUCCGGAAAGUAACGGAUAUCGCAGCGAUUGGCAUUGAAGAGAAGAACGAGCCUGCGCGCUUUGAAAAGGCUUUCGAAGGAGUCCCGUCAGACGUCUGGCAUGUUUUUGAAAAGCCGGAGGAGUGCUACCAGAUCAUCGCUGAUGCUGUAGGGAGGGAUCCUUGA